AUGGCUGUUUUAGAGGGCAUGAUCUGCGGAGAUGAUUAUGCUCCUAUGGUGGAUGAGUCAGCAGCUAACACCUCAAAUGUGGACCCAGCAUUAGGUGAUAGUUUUGACAUUAUCAUGGUAGAUCCAAAAAGGAAACGAAUGGCGCUUGCGCCCACCAUGUUGCAUGAUAAUACUCCAGCUGUUUUGGGCAGUACUUCAGUUUCAAAAAAUGGGCCAUUGGCGGGUUCUGCGAAUAAAGUUGCAGAAAUAAAGACUUUAUUAAAUUAUGAUGGUUUUGUUAAUGUUGACUGUGUUGGCCAUAGCGGCGGUUUGGCAUUAUUAUGGAAAGGUGUUUCGUCAGUUAAUAUUAUUAGUUCUUGUUCUAGAUAUAUAGAUGUUGAAGUGGAUUUGCCCCAUUUUGGUAUUUCGCGACUUACAGGCUUUUAUGGUGAACCAAAUAGAAACAGAAGAAACAAUUCUUGGCAGCUACUUCGUGUUUUAGCUUCUCACAGUGAUUUGCCUUGGCUGUGUUUAGGCGACUUCAAUGAUAUCCUUGGUUCGUCUGAAAAGAGAGGGGGAAGACCUCAUCCUACUCAUCUUAUUCGGGGAUUUCAAGCUGCUAUCUCAGAUGCACAUCUGUAUGAUUUUCCUAUGUCUGGUUAUGCCUUCACUUGGGAACAUGGUCGCACUAGUGGCAAUUUAAUUGAGGAAAAACUUGAUCGUAUUUUGACUACUGACUCUUGGCGUCGAAAAUUCUCUCACGCCCGAGCUAUGGUUCUUGACAAAUCUUCAUCCGACCAUCUCCCGAUCUACCUUGAACUACGUCACUUUAUGCCUCGGGCUCAGGCUAGACGAUUCCGUUUUGAGAACAGCUGGAGGAGGGAGGCGGCUUACGGUCGAACUUUGGCUCUGGGUGAUAGGCUUUCUUUCGGCUGCAGAGCACUCCUUGAGAUUGGGGGGAAGAACUUCCGCCGAUUUCAGAAAGCCGUGAAUUUGCGACUUGCAUGCUAUCAUCAGUUGCUCUACAAGAGGCUUUUUCUUCGUACCGCAGGAGAAUACAUGUCCCGGUUUUUUGGAGGCCAAAGAACGCCUGUUCUCACUGAAGCACAAAAUGAGUUCUUGUUAGCUCCUUACUCAAUUGAGGAUGUUCGGGUAGCUGUUUUUGACAUGAAGGCCGACAAAGCCCCGGGUCUUGACGGUUUCAAUCCCGGCUUCUACCAAGGCUACUGGGAUGUUAUCGGUAAUGAUAUAGCUCAGAAUUGUAUCGAGAUAAUCCACAGUGGGUCUAUCCCUGCUCAUCUGAAUGAGACUGGUUUGGUUUUGAUUCCUAAGACAUCAUCCCCCGAGUCUAUGUCCGAUUUGAGACCGAUUGCCCUUUGCAAUGUUCUGUUAAAAAUCAUUACCAAGAUGCUUGCACUUCGCACUAUCCUUCCGCUCCUGAUUUCAGAAAGCCAGUGUGCCUUUGUUGCGGGCAGAAAUAUUCAGGAUAAUUGUAUUGUUGCUUUUGAAGCUUUACAUGCAUUCCAUAGGAAGACUAGGGGUUCUGAUUUUUCUGCAGCCGUCAAAAUGGAUAUCAGCAAAGCAUACGACAGAAUGGAGUGGUCCUUUCUACGGCUGAUGCUAGCUAAUUUGGGUUUUAAUGCUCUAUGGAUUAAUCUUAUCAUGUCUAGUCUAACUUCGGUAAAGUAUUGGAUUUUGCAGAAUAAUAGAGAGCUUGGGCCCAUUCUUCCCACUAGGGGUUUGCGAUAG
Messenger RNA from Jatropha curcas, 1728 nucleotides. The record is from RefSeq and is a predicted model, not a curated record. NCBI's taxonomy places the organism in Eukaryota, Viridiplantae, Streptophyta, Magnoliopsida, Malpighiales, Euphorbiaceae.